Molecule: messenger RNA, 1501 nt
Organism: Magnolia sinica
Lineage: Eukaryota; Viridiplantae; Streptophyta; Magnoliopsida; Magnoliales; Magnoliaceae
Product: histidinol dehydrogenase, chloroplastic-like
Exons: 10
Coding region: 508-1290 (260 amino acids)
Biological process (GO): L-histidine biosynthetic process
Cellular component (GO): chloroplast stroma; cytoplasm
Molecular function (GO): NAD binding; histidinol dehydrogenase activity; metal ion binding
Source: RefSeq, a predicted model, not a curated record
AAAUCAUGAAUUUGUAACAAUUUGACACUAAUUUAACAUGAAUUACAUAAAAUAAGAGCAUCGAAAUUCGAAAAUGCUCACUAGAUAAUAUGUGAGAUAUAUUGCACUACUUGUGCAUUUCGUAUCGCAUUGGUGGGAUACAAGAUAUAUCGUGGGAUAUAUCGGCCAAUAUCGUCGAUAUUUAAAACAAUGGGUAGUGAUUGGUUAGUCCGGACGCAUGAUGGUGUAGCAGGUGACAAUGAGAGGAGAGGAGAAAGAAGGAUAAGAGGAGGAGAGAGUGCAUGAGAGAGAUGGAGGAGAGGAGACGGACGUGAGAGUUUGGGUUCACAUCCUCUCCCUCUCUUUUAUUAAAUAAAAAAUUAGAUAACUGGAUUGGGCUUGGGUCCACAAUGAGAGGCCCAUUACACAAAUGAACUGACGCAUUUAUUCUCUAACAUCCAUCAUGGGCCAAACCUCCAUUUGGCCGGAUUAAGAUAAAUGCCAAUGACUCUGAUUUAAGAGCGUUGGAUGGACGUUCCAUUCGUGUCGUUUGCUAGGAAGACUCACAUUCCUGACACAUAUGCAAUCCGACAUUUCCAAAUAGUUGGUACCCCAAAAAGUGUCAGCCGCAGGUUAUAUCAUUUAUCUUCGGGAUCAGAGGGUAACCCUAUCCGGUGUUCAAUGAAGUCUUAUAGACUAUCAGAGCUCAGUCUGGUCGAGGUUGAUGGCCUCAGGGCUCGUCCUCGUAUUGAUUUCUCUUCAAUUUUCAGUGUUGUAAAUCCGAUUGUUGAUGAUGUCCACAGUAGAGGCGAUGCUGCGGUUAUAGAUUAUACUGCACGCUUUGACAAAGUUAUACUGGAUAAAGUAGUAGAAAAUGUUGCCGAUCUUCCGGAUCCAAAGCUUGAUUCAGCUGUGAGAGAAGCUUUCAAUGUGGUGUACGACAAUAUAUAUGCAUUUUAUGCUGCACAAAAGGCUCCCGAGCAAACUGUUGAGAAUAUCAAAGUUGUUACAUGCAAAAGGGUAGCAAGGUACAUUGCUUCUGUGGGUCUUUAUGUUCCGGGAGGGACGGCAGUUUUACCUUCGACGGCUUUGAUGCUAGCAGUGCCUGCACGGAUUGCUGGGUGCAAAACCGUUGUUCUUGCAACUCCCUCGAGUCGUGAUGGUAGUAUCUGCAAGGAGGUACUGUAUUGUGCCAAGAAAGCGGGCGUGACACAUAUACUCAAAGCUGGGGGAGCUCAGGCCAUCUCAGCCAUGGCUUGGGGGACUGCAUCUUGUCCUAAGGUACUAGUUUUCCAUUGCUUGUAUUCAUAAAUUAUUCGUUCUUAUGCAUCUGUGUACAUGCUAAGUAGGACCGUCAAUGGGCCGGGUUCGGGCUGGGCCGAGGUCCGUUCCUGUCUGGCCUGCAAAGUAAACUCAUGCCGUAGCGUAGCCUGUGACAAUUACGCACAGCUUGGGCACAAGUCUAGCUUGAGUCUGAGACCAGCCACCUUCCGCCCAUAUCAUGCAUGAUAUUGACAAAAAA